UGUAUUUAGGAUUUUUCUCCAUCCCUUGUCAGACUGGCAUCAUGUACUGCAAUGAGCCGCAAAAUGCUACCAAUACAAACAAUACAAAUACAGUCGAAGCCUUGACAGCAGUAAGCUGUUCGCUUUCUAUCCUUGGCGCAUGCGUCAUCUUCCUGUCAUACAUUGUCAUUCCGGAAAUCAGAAAUCCAACAAGAAAACUGGUCACCUGGUUGACGGUAGCUGAUCUUUUGCAACCAUUUGGUUAUCUUUCGGCCAUUGUGGCUGAAAAGGUAGGCCAUGCCACUAGUGGCGAUGUAAACAAUCAAUUCUGCACACUGCAGAGUGCUGUGACGUCAUAUGCCAGUUUGGUGUCUUUCUUUCUAACAACAGCCAUUGCUUUGCACCUGUUCAGAGCAGUUAAUAAAAGAGGUUGUAUUUCAAAUAGUGUUUUCAUCAUAUCUGCGAACAUUGUCAGUUGGGGCAUACCAGCCGUUAUCAUUUACGUUGCCCUUUCUGAGAAUAUGUUGGGACGGGAACAAGACGACUCACAAACAUUUGGGACUGGACCUUGGUGUUGGGUAAAAUGUGACUCCGGAAAAACAUCCAAGUCCUUGUUAUACAUGUUGCUGACGGGAAAAGCGUUUGAAAUACAGUGCUACAUCUACACUGCAACCCUAUAUUGUCUUCUGAAAUGGAAAAUGUACAUUGCACGGCGGUUUCGAAGUUUGAAUGAGGUCAACCCAGACUUGCGAGACGACGAUAAGAACUUCCUCUUCGUGUGGCUGAUGUUACUUUCAAUUCGUAUCUGGGGAACCAUCCGCUUCUUAAUGAGGGCUAUCCCCGAGGACUAUUCGAAAGUGUCUCCCAAUAUGACCGCAGUGGACAAUGUUUUUGUUUACAUGCAGGCGGCAGGUGAUCCCGCUCAAGCGUUCUGCAACUUUAUACUGUUCUGUUUACUUGACAACGAAGUUCGAGUGAAAUUGAAGCGAUUCGUGUUCUGUCGUGCCUCACAAUAUGAAAACGUUGAUGCCAUAAGAUGACUGGCUAAAUGCUUGUACUAACCAUUUGCAGUGUCUCAUUUUAAAUCAUUUUUUUGUAAACCAUUAUCUGUUUUAGACUUUUAAAAGAGGUAAACACGAUCGAUGGUCAUCGCAAAUUAAAAUAUCAUGGGGUGAAUUGUUUAAGGUUCCUAAAUGACAGUUCUAAAAAAUCUUCCAGUUCUAGCAGCUGGAUUAAAACAAUUGGAUAUUUACAGAACUUACAUAGAUAGAUUGCCUUUAUCAAAGAACAAUCAUAGUUCUUAAAAUAAAAUAUUCAACAGUUAAACAGUUUAAUGAAACGAACAUGAAUAUUCUUCUUUUGUUUAUUAGCUAAGUUUAUUAAACGAGUUUUGCUGAUGUUACUGAGCAAACGAAUCAAUCAAUCAAGAAUAACAUGGACACCAAAAAAGGAAAUGGGAAGAAGUUGUUUUAUGCAAUAAAUAAAAAGUGGCAAACAUUUGUAGUUGGUGUGUACACUUGUGUGUAUAUGGUCGCACACACAAACCAAAUAACCGAAAUAUAAGUGCAGUCCUUAAUCGAUGUGCACAGAAAAGCGUGAUAUUUUAUGGUGACAAAAUGGACUGACUCAUAUUAAAUA
Messenger RNA from Mya arenaria, 1617 nucleotides. RefSeq names its product G-protein coupled receptor 157-like. Gene Ontology annotation, molecular function: G protein-coupled receptor activity. The record is from RefSeq and is a predicted model, not a curated record. The coding region runs from base 42 to 1019 and encodes 325 amino acids. Gene Ontology annotation, biological process: cell surface receptor signaling pathway; adenylate cyclase-activating G protein-coupled receptor signaling pathway. The transcript is spliced from 6 exons. Gene Ontology annotation, cellular component: plasma membrane. Lineage: Eukaryota; Metazoa; Mollusca; Bivalvia; Myida; Myidae.